AUGGGAGAGAAUGCUGGUGCUGAUCAGGUCAAGGAGAGUCUGCUUCAACUGAAAUGUCACUUCACGUGGAGCUUGCUGUUUGAAGACGCUGACAUUCCUGAUUUGGAAAUGAGAAUCUCAGAGCAGAUCGAGUUCCUAGACAUCAUGAGCACAGUGGGGAUGCACAACCUCCUGGCCUACGUGAGACAUCUGAAAGGCCAGCAUGAGGGAGCCCUGCAGAGCCUGAGAGAAGCAGAAGCCUUGGUCAGGAGAGAGCAGUUGGGCAAGAGAAGUGUAGUGACCUGGGGCAACUGUGCCUGGGUGCAUUACCACAUGGGCAGCUUGGCAGAAGCCCAGAGCUACCUGGACAAGGUGGAGAAUACUUGCAAGGAAUUUGCAAGUCCCUUCCGCUACAGGAUGGAGUGUGCCGAGAUGCACUGUGAGGAAGGCUGGGCCUUGCUGAAGUGUGGAGGACAGAAUUAUAGACGAGCCAUGGCCUGCUUUGCAAAAGCUCUGGAAGCUGAGCCUGAAAACCCCGAAUACAACACUGGCUAUGCUGUAGCUUCCUAUCGUGAAGACAAUGAUGACAAUAAUAUGUCUCUGGAACCCCUGAGGAAGGCUGUCAUGUUAAAUCCAGCAGAUCCAUACAUUAAAGUUUAUCUUGCCCUGAAACUUCAGAAUGUAGGAGAAACAGAUGAAGCAGAAAGACACAUUGAAGAAGCCCUCAGUAGCGAUUCCUGUCGAACCUAUGUCUUUCGUCAUGCAGCCAAGUAUUACCGCAAUAAAGGGUGCAUAGACCAAGCUCUCCAACUACUAAAAGAGGCCUUGGAAUCAUCAGGUGACUCUGGCUACCUGCAUUUCCAAAUAGGGCUCUGUUACAAGCAACAAAUGAUCCAACUGAAGACUGUGCCUGCUGAGCAGGACAGCAUGGAGGAAAAGGCACAACGGGCCAUCUGUGAAUUUCAGAAGACUGUGGACCUGAGGCCCACAUUUGAGAUGGCUUACGUUUGCAUGGCUGAAGUGCAGGCAGAAAUUCGCCAAUAUGAAGAAGCUGAGGCAAAUUUCCAGAUGGCGUUGAACAUGCAGAACCUUAGGGGGCACAUAAAGCAGGACAUCCAUUUCCGCUAUGGCCGUUACCAGUUAUUUCAUCAAAAAUCAGAGGACAUGGCGAUCACCCACUACUUAAAAGGUCUAAAUAUAGAAGAACCGUCCUAUGCCUGGAGGAAACUACUCAUAGCUUUGGAGAAAGUGGCUGACAAAAGAAUUAAAAAGGAAGUUCGACUUGUGGAGAGCACCAGCCUCCUUGGGUUAGUGCACAAGCUGAAAGGGAACAUGCAAGAGGCCCUGAUGUACUAUGAGAAGGCUCUGAGGCUCACUGGGGAGAUAAACCCUGAGUUCUGA
Molecule: messenger RNA, 1380 nt
Organism: Chionomys nivalis (European snow vole)
Lineage: Eukaryota; Metazoa; Chordata; Mammalia; Rodentia; Cricetidae
Product: interferon-induced protein with tetratricopeptide repeats 1-like
Exons: 2
Coding region: 1-1380 (459 amino acids)
Biological process (GO): defense response to virus
Cellular component (GO): cytosol
Molecular function (GO): RNA binding; protein binding
Source: RefSeq, a predicted model, not a curated record